AUGAACAUGUCCCUUGCCCAGAGAGUUCUCCUCACAUGGAUCUUCACGCUUAUCUUCCUCAUAAUGCUGAUCCUCAAGCUGGAUGACAAAAUCCACUGGAACUGGUUCCUUAUCUUCCUUCCUGUCUGGACUUUUGAUCUCAUUCUCCUGUUCAUGCUCAUUGUCAAAAUGGCAGGCCGCUGCAAGCCAGGAUUCGACCCUCGCAACGGGGCGGAGAACUUGAAGAAGCGGAUGUGGUACCUUGUGGCCAUGCUGCUUAAACUAGCAUUCUGUCUGACGAUUUGUGCAAAGUUGGAGCAUCUAAUGGAAAUCUUAGUGAGCUGGGUUUGCAUCCCUCUAUGGGCGCUGCUUAUCGGAGCCAUGGUGGAGCUGGGGUACAAUGUUUUCCACUUCAGAAGAGACUGAAAAUAUGAGCGGGACACUUUGAAUGCCAAAAGAGAUGGAAGUUAUGAUUCACAUUAGUUUUUACUGUAUACAUAAGGAGAAAUUAUUUAGAAGUAUACGGCAUUCAUUAAGAAUUUGCACACUGUACAGCUUUGUAAAGCUCUUUUUCAGGGAUUGCUUGUUUCUUUCAGGCUGACUACGCUGAAUAGCCUACGUUACAUGUUCAUGAUGCAGGGAGUUUUACCGUGGUGAGUUUCCAUUCAGGUGACAGAAAUGACUGCUUGUGAAUAUUGCUCCAAUAUUUAUUACAUUUUAGUGAAACACUGAGAUCAUUAGCAGGGUACUGUACCUCUAACAUGAUGGACAAUAAAAAUAACAGUUAAUAUGCUGCUUACACACUGUUCUUUUUUACCAGUACUGUAACAGAGCAUGGUUUCCUAACAAAAAUGACAUAUGUUCUACAAUAAUAUUGCAUAUUAUAGUAAAUCAGUAUUUCUUUAUCAUGCACGAAUAACACACAUUUACAUAAAAUUUUAUUUUUAUUUUCUCUUGUAAAGAGUGUGUGAAUAAUAAUAAAAAAGUAAAAAUGACAACAUUCUUGCAGUGAAAAGGUAAUGUAUUUAUUUUUUAUUUACAUUUCUUUUUUUUUUUUCAUAAGCGCUAUUUACACCCAAGUUUUUUCCAAGAACAUUGGCGAUUAGCAGGUGUUCAGCAGGUAGCAAAUGAUACUAAUCAAGUAAAAAGUUAAAGGAAUAUUCAAGGUUUUAUUAUUAUGCGUUCAGUCUCAGACAUUUGGCUCACUGGUUGCUUCCACCUGAAAGAGCCCCUCCCUGGUUUUGUAUUGAACAGGAAGUUCUUGCCCCUAUUUUGCUAUUGCAAAGCCUUUCUAUCAAACUAACCAGAGAAGUUAAGUCACACCCCGUUAUCUUGCAUUUGCACUCGGUAUGGACAAAAGUGUCCAGAGUGUUUAAUUCAGACAAUUAUUUAAAUGUUGCCUCGAGCAUAUGGCAGAACCCUAAAUUAUGUAUUAAUAAGUCCCCUUUCUGCUGGACAGAGUGGAUUGUGAGGGGGUUUACUCACAGGUGACCUGUAUGAGAGUGGAGUGUUGAGAUCUUUUGAGAAUUUGGUUCAUCAUUUUUGAGAUUCCCAGAUCUCAGUUUUAUAGGUAUUUACAGCAGUGCCACCUGCUCUGUAUUGUUUUUGGGAGUAGCACACACCCCUAAAGAGGCAGACACUCUGGGAGUGGUGAUUGCUGCUUUUAGAAAAGGUCAUGAGGCAUCAGGGUAUUACUCCCUGCUGGUUCGGAGUCUGGGGGACGGAGCUUCAACUUCUCAAGAGAUUAUGGGACAAAGAUUUAAACUUGGUACUGGAGGAGGGAGUGUGGGCUAGGAUUCUAAAAAAUGUCAAGUCUGCAUCUAGAGAUGCAAGGGUUCACCUUAUACAAUUCAAGAUUUUACACAGAUUCUAUUGGACCCCCUCUAGAUUGUAUAGGCUUGGUCUUAAAGACACACCCACCUGCUGGUGAUGCCAAUCAGAAGUUGGAGACACCACCCAUGUUUUUUGGUGGUGUAUUAAGAUCCAUGAAUUUUGGUUGAAGGUUCAGAGUUGUUUGUGUGACGUUUUGGGCACUCAAAUUUUACUUUGCCCCAGACUUUGUAUUUUGGGCGAUGGGGCAAUCAUACAUUUGGGGGAUAAACACGUAAAAAAUUGGGUUCUGACCAGUAUCGUGAUUGGCAAACAAAUUAUUUUAAGGGGUUGGAAGUCGGACGGAGCGCCGUCAUUUCCGGAGUGGUGUGCGGAGAUGGGGAGGGUGGCAGCUUUUGAGGAGGUGGCAAGUAGAAGGCUGGGGUUUGGGGAUUGUUUGUCAGGAAAUGGGGUAAUUAUUUAGCGUUUUUGGGGGACUCUCAGGGAGGGGAUGGGGGGAGAGAAGUCUAGUUUAAUUAUGUAUGUUUAUUACAUAUUUUUAUUUUAUUUAUUUUUUUGUGCGUGUAUUAUUAUAUGUGACCACAGGGUUUGUUCGUUGGUGAUUGGGAGGGAUAUUAGUGGGGGUUAAAUGUUGAUUCUAUGUGUUGUGUUUUUCUCUGUUGUGUAUUUUUGAAUCAAUAAAAAAUUUUAAUUACAAAAAAGGAAUAUUCAGGGUUCAAUAAAAGUUUAGCUCAAUCGACAGCAUUUGUGGCAUGAUUACCACAAAAAAAUUAAUAAUUUCAACUUGUCCCUCAUUUAUUUAAAAAAAAAAAAACAAAUUGCAGUUACAGUAAGGCACUUACAAUGGAGGUAAAUAGGGCCUGUCCAUAAAUGUUAAAAUACACACUGUUAAUUUGACUUAAUGUUAGUUGAUUGAACUUAACUUUGAAACCAGAAUAUUCCUUUAAAUUGCAGUUAAAUGAUUUUCCACA
Messenger RNA from Myxocyprinus asiaticus (Chinese sucker), 2780 nucleotides. RefSeq names its product transmembrane protein 60-like. NCBI's taxonomy places the organism in Eukaryota, Metazoa, Chordata, Actinopteri, Cypriniformes, Catostomidae. The transcript has a single exon. The record is from RefSeq and is a predicted model, not a curated record. Bases 1 to 405 code for a protein of 134 amino acids.